CAAACAUGCCGCAAGUGUCGUAACGUCUUUGAUUUCUCCCGUACGAAUUUACUCAUUUACUUGCAGGCGAAGAACAGUGCCAGCAUAUGCCUUCGAAAGUUUUAUCCUCCAUUAUUAUUAUUAAAUUUCUCCCCGAUCCAUAUUCCCUUUCGCGAUUAGGAAGAUAAAGAGAAUAUCAAGAGAAUAUUGCUAACAAAAAUCUAAGAAAAAAGCGACAAAUCAAGAUCGAAACUUUUCUCAGGUCAGCGGUGGUCCACAUUCCACGCACCUCUCUUGUUCCAAUUCCCCUUUCCAAUACCAAUUUACAUGCGAAAACUUGUAAUCUCGUUUCGUAAUCUGCACUGAAAUCCAGGAAUUUGUCCACCUCCAGUUGACACUUCAGUUUCUGAUAAGCUGGUCCAAGGACACCUCAAACCAACGAACUAAAACGUCCACAUGCUGACUGCGCUGUGACUUUAAAUGGGGGCUUCAAAUUCCAGAGUGGAGGACGACAAGGGUCUGCAGCUAUGCCGUGCCCGGAAGAAAUUCAUCAAACAAGCCCUCAACGGCAGGUGUUCCCUGGCCGCGGCUCACAUUGCCUACAUAAACGAGCUCACAAUUAUUGGGGCCGCGCUUAAAAAAUUUGUCGAGGCCGAUUCUAAUUCUGAGCCCCACCCUUACCCAUCCUCGGGCCCACGUGCCCUAACCGAGAAAUCUGUCUCCCAUGUUUCGUCUUCCUCACGGUCCUUCUCCCAAAUUGCCGAGCCAACAAAUGUCCUUAAUACCCCCCCUCCCCCUUCGACCCCUCCCUCAAGCAAUUUCCACUCCCAUCACAUGAGAUUUCGAAGCCCGUUCUCGAAAAAAGUCGAGGAGAGGCCUCCCGAGCCUGUCAUGGUCUCGGUCUCGUCAAAUACUCCUCCGUAUGCAUCCCCGCGGUCCACCGGUGCACCUGAGCCGUCUUCCUUCGAAACGCCGUGGGAUUAUUUCGGCCUUUUUCAGCCGGUGGACAAUCAUUUUUCUUCCCAAGAGGCUCCGGAAUUAGAGGAUAAUAACAUGGACGAGAAGGUAUUAUCGUCGAGCUCUUCGGAGGAUGAAUUUGACGAGCCCUCAUCAGCCACGCUCGUCCGGAGUUUCAAAAACUUGAACAGGGAGAAGGAGAAUGGCGUCGAUGGCAAUUCAUCAUCUCCUGUGGUUUUGGAGAGUCGUGCCUUGGAGACGAAGUUUUCGGGAUUCGAGAGUGGUGAGGAAGUAAAAGAUGACGGGGAUUUACUGGCUAGGUCGCCGGGGAAGAUAGAACCGGAGACGAAUUCUGCGAAUGGGGUAAAAAAAAAAAGUUCUCCUGAUUUGUCACCGCUGAGGUCAGCAUCGUCGAGGUUUGCGUAUUUGAAUGAUGUGAAGAUGAUGCCGAUGGAGAAGAGUCAGGUGGAGGAGAAGGUUGCGCCCAAGGACUUUGUUUCGAGCAUCAAGGAUAUCGAGCAGCUUUUUGAGAAAGCGUCUGAAUCGGGGAAAGAGGUUCCUCGGAUGCUGGAAGCGAAUAAAUUCCAUUUUCGUCCUGUUUUUCGUGGAGAACGUGGAUCAGUUACCUCAUCAUUGCUAAAAUCUUGUUUCUCUUGCGGGGAUGACCCAAACGAGGCUCGACAAGAGCCGCCACAAAACUCUGUCAAGUACCUAACUUGGCAUAGGACGACAUCUUUUCGGUCUGGUUCGUCUAGGAAUCUUCUAAGUGCAAAUUCCACCAAUAGUGCUGAUGAUCUUGCGAACAAUCUUUUUGACAACUCAUGUAUGGUCUCGGGAAGUCAUGCAUCAACCUUAGAUAGGCUAUAUGCAUGGGAGAAGAAGCUUUACGAUGAAGUUAAGUCUGGUCAGGUGCUUAGGAGUCAUUUUGAUCACAAGUGCAAGCUGCUUAGACAGCAAGAAUCACGAGGAGAGAACACCGACAAGACUCGUGCUGUGGUCAAAGACCUACACUCCAGAAUAGGAGUCGCUAUCCACAGAAUCAACUCCAUCUCCAAAAAAAUUGAAGAAAUUCGAGACAAAGAACUUCAGCCACAACUCGAGGAGUUAAUCGAAGGAUUAAGGAAGAUGUGGGAACAGAUGCUCGAAUGCCACACUCUCCAAUUCCACGUCAUCACCAUAUCCCACUCGCCAGCUGGCCCCAGGCUCACCGCAGUACAAUCCGAGUCCCGAAAGCAAUUCACGGUCCUCCUCGCCAGCUCACUGAGUUCCUUCUCGUCCGCAUUUUCGAAAUGGGUCGAGGCCCAGAAGCUGUACGUUGAGUCCAUUGAGAAGUGGCUCUUCAAGUGCGUCUCUCUUCCUCAGACGACCUCGAAACGCAACAAGCGAAUGAAGCCACCGCCUUUGAGAAACUUGGGCCCGCCAAUUUACACCAUAUGUGGGGCCUGGCUUGAGGCCAUUGACAAACUGCCGGCAAAAGGGGUGGUUGACUCGGUCAAAGACCUGGCCCAUGAGGUGGCCCGUUUUCUGCCUCGUCAGGAAAAGAAUCAGAAUCAGAAUCAGAAUCAGGAUGAAGGUCUGAGUAUGCUGAGGGAGGAAGUUAGUUCGGAGGAUUGGGUGCCAGUUAUGGACCGGUUUCAAACGGGUUUGACCCGUUUUCUCGGGCAGCUGAACGAUUUUGCGGGCUCGUCGGUUAAGAUGUUUGAGGAACUGGAGGAGGCCAUCAAGCAGGCCAAGAGUAACUACGAACAGUACAAGUCGCAACAAGGGGUUUAGUUUAGUUGAAUUUAAAUGGUUUUGGUGGGAAGGGGAUUAAUUGGUUUGGUGAGGAAUAAAGAAAGAUUAUACGUAUAGGUAUACGGAGAACAGUAGAAUCGUGGGGCGUAUUUUUUUUUUUUCUGUUCAUGGGGUUGAAUAAAAUGCGGGUCGAUUAUUGGAUCCGAGUUUGCUUGAGAAAAAGGGACACUGCUGUAGUAGGUGUUGGUUUAUAUAUAGUGAGCUUUGUUAUGAACAUGGUUUUGUGUAAAGCUGCAGAAUGUGUUUUUUUGUAAGAAUUUUGAUUAGGGCAAGCAAUGUUGGUGUGCAAGACAUCACCUAAUACUCAUUUUAACAUUUCUAUAGAUGAAAAGAGAAUAAACUUG
Molecule: messenger RNA, 3074 nt
Organism: Striga asiatica
Lineage: Eukaryota; Viridiplantae; Streptophyta; Magnoliopsida; Lamiales; Orobanchaceae
Source: the annotation of a GenBank genome assembly